AUGGAUAAAAAGAAGUCAAGUGCAAGUGCAUCAUCAAGUCAUAAUAAAACUAGUGAGAAAAAAGAAGAAAACUUUUUUACAAAAACUGCUCAUUCAAUACGAGAUAAAGUUCAUGAUUUAACUGAUGAAGUUAAAGAAAAAACGCAUAAUUUAACACAUAGUAAUGCAAAAAAAGAUAAAAAAGAUUCAAUUCCAAAAGCAAAAGAUGGAAAACCAAAUCAUGCGUCGAAACCUGCAGCAAGUGGUAAAAAAGGUUCAAGUUCAGAUUCAAGUGAUGAAGAUGGACCACCCAAAACUACAAAACGACCAUCACUUAGGUUGGAAAAACCAAAAGAUAAUGCUCGCGAUACUGGAAGAGGACCUAGCCCAGGAUCAAAACCACCACCAUCAACAACUAUAUCAGACAAUAAAAGUGCUGCAGCUCCUACAAGCUCAAAACGUCCAGCUGAUAAACCGUCUGAUGAUCAUAAAGAUUCUCAUGCUACUGCUCGGUCAUCUGAUGAUAAAUCAGCUGAAAAACCAUCCGUAGGUCCAUCAUCCACUAACAAAUCAAAUGAUCCUGCAAAAACUGAUGAUAAAUCAACUACAAAAAUAUCCGCAGGUCCAUCAACUACUAAUAAACCAAAUGAUUCUACAAAACCUGAUGAUAAGUCAACUAUAAAAACAUCUGCAGGUCCAUCAUCUAGUAAUAAAACUGAUGAUACAACAAAAAGAUCAUCUGCCGAAAAUGACAAUAACGAUCGAGUUCAUCUUUCAUUUGAUGGUGUGUCAACUGUUGAUGAUUUACUUGAUCGUAUAGAUGAAGCUAUUGAAGGUGCAAAAAUUAUUCUAGAGGGUGAUAAAAGCAAAACUAAUUUUAAUAUAGGAGGAAAAAUAGACAAACCACGUCCUACUCCUGCUGAUCUCGAGAGAAAACCUCUAAAAAAAUCUGAAGAUAAAAAUAAAGUGGCAACUAGUGAAAGCGAAGACGAAAACGAAGACGAACCAAUACGUAUCAAUUACAACGAUAUACAUAGAAUUGAAGAUCUUCUUCUCCUAAUUCAUAAACAACCAGGAAAUCGAAAUGUUGUACUUGAAAAUGCACCUGAUGAUUCGGUUCUUGUUCAGAAGAAUACUAAUCAAACUUCAACAGUUUCACCAUCAACUUCCAAAGAAAAUGAGAUUCCACCAAUACCAACAACUCCGAAUGAAGAUGAUGAUCCAUUAGCACCACAGAGAAGUAUUUUAAAAAGUAGUCAAGAUCCAUCAUCAUCAUCUACAUCGACUAAAACAGCAUCAUUUGACAAUGAUCAAAUUCAUGUAGAUAUUGAAGGUGUACAAAAUCUUGAUAAUCUUUUAGAACGUAUUGAUAAUGCUGUUGAAAAUGUUCCAGUUAUUAUCGAUACAAAACCUGAAGGAGAAAAACGACAAGCUCCUCAACCACCAAUUCAAACUGAUACUACUACUCAAGUGAUAACAAAAGUGACAAUACCAAGUCAAAAACGAGAAGCUCCAAAACCUCCUUCUUCAACUAAUAAUAAACCAUUAGAAACAAAACUGACAAUCGCAGAAGAAAAAGAUCAUAUUUCACAAUCUGAUACGAAAGAAAAAAAUGAUGCUAAAGUUGCAAGUAUUAAAGUUCCUGAACAUGAAUUUCAUGAUGAUGGUAAUCAUAAUAUCAAUAAACAAGCAUCAUCUCUAUCGACAAAUGAAGAAAACAAAAACAAUAGUGAUACAAAAGAUUGGUUAUAA
This is a messenger RNA of Adineta steineri, 1731 nucleotides long. Lineage: Eukaryota; Metazoa; Rotifera; Eurotatoria; Adinetida; Adinetidae. The record is from the annotation of a GenBank genome assembly.